GGAGAGUCUUAUCUGUAAUCUGUUUCAGAAGAUAACACAAAAUGCUGAGCCUCAACCUGUCUACUGCUUCCGCUUCUUCUUCAACCCUUCCCUUUCUUCCGAAGCCAUUAUUCGCAAAAUCAUCCUUCAAUGGCAUCCGGCUCCGUCCCCGCAGCACCUGCUUGGUUCCACUCUCUUCCUCCGGGACGCGCACUGCAGCUGCGUCGGUGGUCAUGAUGGCCAAGAGAGAGGAGGAGAUGAAGGAGAUUCGCCAGAAAACCACCGACCAAAUCAACGAAGAGGUCGUCGAACUUAAAGGCGAGCUUCUCAUGCUUCGCCUUCAGCAAUCUGCCCGCAACGAGUUCAAGUCCAGCGAGUUCCGUCGCAUGCGCAAAAGGAUUGCUCGCAUGCUUACUGUGAAGAGGGAAAGGGAGAUUGAGGAGGGUAUCAAUAAGAGGUUGUCCAGAAAGUUCGAUAGACAAUGGAAGAAAAGCAUUGUUGUAAAACCGCCGCCAUCUUUAAUAAAGCUUCGGGAGCAAGAAGCAGCUGAAGAAGCUGCUGCAGCUGAAAAGGCCGCAUCAUCAUCAUAAUAUAUGCUCCUUGGUUUGGAGCGAAUGUUUUUGUAAUAUCAUAUUGUUGGUAUCCUGCCUUGUAUUUAUUUUUGGAAGUAAAAGAAGACAUGAUGAUGAAAAAUCAUGAUUCACAUUUCACAACAUUAGUCUUCAUAUUGAAUUAUCAAUCAAUUCAAUAUACACGAGUUUAA
Messenger RNA from Arachis stenosperma, 742 nucleotides. Its product is annotated as 50S ribosomal protein L29, chloroplastic. Gene Ontology annotation, molecular function: structural constituent of ribosome. The record is from RefSeq and is a predicted model, not a curated record. Bases 42 to 569 code for a protein of 175 amino acids. Lineage: Eukaryota; Viridiplantae; Streptophyta; Magnoliopsida; Fabales; Fabaceae. Gene Ontology annotation, biological process: translation. Gene Ontology annotation, cellular component: chloroplast; ribosome. The transcript is spliced from 2 exons.